AUGGAAAUCCAAGGCUUGGCCUCUGUAAUUGUCACCCUAUGCCUCCUCCACGCCACUAGCAACGUCCAUUCAGCCGUGUUCACCAUAAAAAACAACUGCCCCUACACAAUCUGGCCCGCAACCCUGACCGGGUCAGGCCCGCAAUCCCUAACGGGCUUUGAGCUACCUUCCCAGGCCACAAAACCCCUCGACAUUGCUUCCCCGUGGUCCGGAAGGUUCUGGGCCCGGUUCGAAUGCUCGUAUGCGGAUAAGUUCACCUGCCUUAGCGCGGACUGCGGGUCAGGCCAAGUCGAGUGCCGCCAGGCUGGCGCAGCCCCACCAGCCUCUCUAGUCGAGUUCACGCUUGGUGGAGACGGCGGGAAGGACUUUUAUGACAUCAGCUUGGUCGAUGGGUAUAAUUUGCCUGUUUCGGUCAGCGGGACAAACUGCCCGACUGUGGCCUGCCCGGUUGACAUCAGCAACAACGGCUGCCCGGAUGAGCUGGCGGUUAGGGACUCGAGUGGGGGAGUGAUUGGGUCUACCACCACCACCACUAGCGUCCACUCCGCCACAUUCACCAUCAAGAACAACUGCCCCUACCAAAUCUGGCCGGCCACCCUCACCGGAAGAGGCUCGGCCCCCCUCACCGGAUUCGAGCUUCCCCCCAACGCCGCCAGAACCCUCGACGUCCCGUCCCCGUGGUCCGGCCGCAUCUGGGCCCGCACCCGUUGCUCGGGCAGCACCUGCCUGACCGGUGACUGCGGGUCGGGCGGGGUCGAGUGCAACGGGUCGGGCGGCGCCCCACCUGCCUCCCUCGUCGAGUUCACGCUGGGCGGCGACGGGGGGAAGGACUUUUACGACAUUAGCCUUGUCGACGGCUUCAACCUGCCUGUCUCGGUUGGAGGGGGCAGCUGCCCGUCCGUGUCCUGCCCGGCAGACAUCAAUGCCGGCUGCCCGAACGAGCUGGCGGUCAGAGGUCCGGACGGUGGGAUUGUUGGGUGCAAGAGUGCUUGUGUGGCGCUGAACCAGCCGCAGUACUGCUGCACGGGAGCUUACGGGUCGCCCGAUACGUGCAAGCCGACUAGCUAUUCGCAGAUGUUCAAGAGCAAGUGCCCGCAGGCUUAUAGCUAUGCGUAUGAUGACAAGACGAGCACGUUUACCUGCCCGACUGGGGCUAACUAUGUCAUUACGUUCUGCCCUUGA
Molecule: messenger RNA, 1182 nt
Organism: Striga asiatica
Lineage: Eukaryota; Viridiplantae; Streptophyta; Magnoliopsida; Lamiales; Orobanchaceae
Source: the annotation of a GenBank genome assembly